AAACUCUCAAAUAAUUGAUAAGAACGUGUGUACAAAUACUUUGCGAUUCAAAUAAACGACCAUCCGCCGUUUAAGAGGCAAGACGGCAUUAUCACCCUUAAGCUUUUCUGGAAUGGCUCCAGCGCAGAAACACGUCCAAAUGUGUGGCGAUGAGAUUCAAUCAGGACUGAAAAUCAGUCCUCUUACAUACGACGCUGACAAAUUAAACGAAGCUCCACAGUACGAAAACAAUAAUACAGUGUUGAGGAACAGUGCUAAUGAUAAAGUGAAUAGUGAAGCAGACUUUGACAUUAAUAAAUAUGAAGCUAUAGAUUUUAAGGCAAAAAUUAGAUGGCCGGAUCUAACCGUGCAAAUACUUUUGCAUUUAGUAUCAAUUUAUGGAUUGUACCUGAUGAUUAGUAACCAAGUGAAGCUAUUAACUUUAUUGUUUGCUUUAGGCACGAUAUACACGUCUGGGUUUGGAAUCACCGCGGGCGUUCAUAGGCUGUGGUCACACCGAGCGUACAGGGCGCGAUUACCACUGCGGAUAAUCCUAGCAUUGCUGUUUACUGUUACUGGACAGCGUGAUAUAUACACAUGGGCGUUGGACCACAGAGUGCACCACAAGUAUGCGGAGACGGUGGCAGACCCUCAUGACAUCAGGCGCGGAUUUUGGUUCGCCCACGUCGGUUGGCUGGUGUUAACCCCCCAUCCAGCUGUGGAAGAUCGCCGCAUUGCACUAAAACCUACAUGUGCAGAUCUGCUCGCUGAUCCAGUAGUCAGGUUACAAAAACAAUUCUUCAUUCCAUUGUUCGCGUUGUUGAACAUCGCUAUACCUAUCUGGGUGCCAUGGUACUGCUGGAACGAGACCCUGAUAAACAGUUUCGUCAUCAGCUUCGUUAUGAGGUUCACCAUCACGCUGAACAUCGCCUUCUGCGUCAACAGCUUCGCUCAUCUUUGGGGCAAUAAACCUUAUGACAGGUUCGUGAAAUCGGUGGAGAAUAGUCUAGUAAGUUUGGCAGCUCUUGGUGAGGGUUGGCACAACUACCACCAUGUGUUUCCCUGGGACUACAGGACCUCGGAGUUGGGCAAACUGAACAUUUCCACAGGGUUUAUUGACUUCUUCGCCAAGAUUGGAUGGGCUUAUGAUUUAAAAGCUGCUACAACCGAUAUGAUAUCGAACAGGGCUAAACGAUGUGGAGACGGGACUUUUGGAGAGUCCGAAGAGCCAUACCCAACUUCAGAAAAAUGUCACGCCGAAUGAAAUACUUCCAAAAAUAUCUCGAAACUUGUGCAAAAUAUUGGAAAAAUACGUUUUAUUGGAGUAAUGUAUUAAUAUAAACCAAAAGAUAAAUAUACAAACCACGACUUUUAUAAUGUAUUUAAAAUUAUAUAAUCAUAUUUAACACACGAGUAUUUAGUACAAUUUGUGUUAACACUCUAUUGUCUAAAUGACAUACUGAUUGGGGUGAAAAAGGACCGAAAUUCAAAAUAAUGUAGUAAUUCGAAAUUUUAAUUUCACAGGACAACGUAUAACUUGUUCUUGUAGAUUUUUAGCAAUAGAAAAUAAAUCUUCGUAUUCGUAAUAAGUCAGAAAUUGCCAUAAUUAUAUUCUACAUUAUGCUUGCUGCACAGGGUGUAUUAUUAUUAUAUCAUUAAUACCUACGUUAAAUGUCAUCGUACUUAUUACAAUCUGUUAAGUACUUCCAAUCGAGAUAGUUUCAAUACUAAUUGAAUCUUAGAUUAGUAUUUAAUAAGUACUUAUUAUUAAUAAUACUUUUGUCAUUGUGACAUGAAAAUGUAUUUUGUUAAACGCUUUACUUUUGUUAAAAUCUUUACACAUUGUUCUGUCCAAAUAAUAUUAUUAAAAUCUUUAUUUGUUAUUGUUAAAUAUAAGUACAAGUGUGACUACUACAGUGUAGAUUACAUUAUUGUUUAUAAUAUUAUACUUAUAAUAAUAGACACAGUCGACACUAAUUUCUUAAAGUUUUUGUUAAAAACAAGGCGUGAGCUAAAACUUUGAGGUGUAUGUACCUGCAGCCAUGUUGUGUUACUUUGUAUCAUUUCAACUGUCAUUUUGAUAGUGGGCCAUCUUUGAUUUAGUUGACUAGUUGACACAGAUUAUUAAAAUCAUAGAUUUGCAAACUGACUUCAAAUGUAACACAGUUUGGUUAGUUCUUUGUUAAAAUUAGUCGAUAAUUUGUUUAAUACUUAUAAUUAAAGAGGAUCAGGGUGAAUAAUAUAUAUUUUUAUAACUAUGUCAUCCAUAUAGAAAACGAUAUACCUCGACAACCACUGUAUCAUUAUGUCUUUAAAAAUAAGUUUAAUCAUUUGGCACGUUUUAAUAUCUACAUAAACACUAGAUAUUUUGAAAUUAUAAAAAGAAAAUAAGUGAAUGUUUUAGGCUUGAUCUUACUUGUUAUUUGAUUCUCAAAGGAUUUUGUGAGAUGUUUUUUAGACUAGAAGUGAUAAAAAUUCAUAUAUAUUAGAUUAUUAUGUAUUAUGAAGUACCAAUAAAAGUAAUGAUAUCAAAAUUAUAUUAUAAUA
This is a messenger RNA of Spodoptera litura, 2526 nucleotides long. RefSeq names its product stearoyl-CoA desaturase 5. Gene Ontology annotation, cellular component: endoplasmic reticulum membrane. NCBI's taxonomy places the organism in Eukaryota, Metazoa, Arthropoda, Insecta, Lepidoptera, Noctuidae. Gene Ontology annotation, biological process: unsaturated fatty acid biosynthetic process. The record is from RefSeq and is a predicted model, not a curated record. Gene Ontology annotation, molecular function: iron ion binding; stearoyl-CoA 9-desaturase activity.